This is a messenger RNA of Alligator mississippiensis (American alligator), 1205 nucleotides long. Its product is annotated as hemoglobin subunit alpha-1. Lineage: Eukaryota; Metazoa; Chordata; Crocodylia; Alligatoridae. Bases 591 to 1055 code for a protein of 154 amino acids. Gene Ontology annotation, molecular function: oxygen binding; iron ion binding; heme binding. The record is from RefSeq and is a predicted model, not a curated record. The transcript has 4 exons. Gene Ontology annotation, biological process: oxygen transport.
CUUCCAGAGUCUGGCAGCAACCUCCAUUUCCAGGCAGUCCCUGUCAGUUGGAGGUGCCAAUAGUGUGGAUUAAGGCUGGGUAAAUCACUCUAGUCUGGGACUAGGAUGGUGGAUAGGGAGCAACCCAGCCUAGACCUAGGCCCCCAGCUCCACAGUCUAAGCAGGCCAGUGACUCUUACCCCUUGUUUCCUGAACCUGAAAUGUUAUGUCCUGCUUUGGCCGGGCUGGUGAAGGACUGGGCUUGGCAUUGUGUCCUCAUGGCUGGUCAACUGGGUCUAGGACUGCUCUGCUAUACCAGGUUGCUCAAGGAGGGUCUGGACAUCAUCAACCUUUCCCCCUUCAAGUUGAAGCCCCAAUAUCAGUAUUGUUCCCUGCUGUGUGCAGAGAACAAGAGCUAAGCUAUGGCCCCAGCCUCCCUCUGUAGGGGCCAAUCUGGGUGGAGCUAGGGGUCACACACCCAGCAAUGCCAACUGUCACAAAGCCAUUGCAAGACUCAGGAUUUCAAAGUCAAAAUAACUUCAGCUCGCUAUCUCUCAAUCCAACCCUCAUAUCUCUGGAUUUUCGCAGCUGGGAAAUACCUGGCCAUCACUAUGGCUUUGUUAACUGAGGCUGAUAAGAAGAAUAUCCGAUGUACCUGGGCAAAGUUAUUUGAGAAUCCAGAAGAGCAUGGAAAAUCAAUUGUGAUUAAGCUCUUCACAGAUUAUCCCGAGACAAAAAAAUACUUCAAGACCAUCCCAACUGAAGGCAACCUGCAGGCAAAUCCACUGGUGCGUUUUCAUGGGAGGAGAGUCAUGGUUGCCGUAAACCAGGUGGUUGAAAAUCUAGACAAUUGGAAGCAAGCCUGCAGAAUUCUGGACCGUCUGGCAGAUAAACACAGGACUUCACACAAUGUUGAAGUUGAGAAUUUUCAGUAUAUAUUUCAGGUGAUGGAGUGUGUACUCAGAAAUGUCUUGGGAAAUGAGUUCAAUAGCAGGGUCUCCACCUCCUGGAAGAAGCUAUUCACUUUACUCUUUGAGCAAAUAGAGGAAACGUAUGGGAGCUCUUCCCAGUCCUGAAGUGUCCACAGUAACUCCACUGUGAUGGAAGCAGGGAGGCAGAUUUUUGUUAUUGUUUCUGCUGGUAUAAAUGUAAGGAGAUACCUGUAAAAUAGAUAGAAUAAAAUGGAGCUUUGGGGUAUGAGGCUGAACAAAACUCCUUGGUCAGUG